Messenger RNA from Chlorella variabilis, 560 nucleotides. RefSeq lists its product as hypothetical. Gene Ontology annotation, cellular component: histone deacetylase complex; chromatin. Gene Ontology annotation, molecular function: transcription corepressor activity. The annotation marks the transcript as partial. NCBI's taxonomy places the organism in Eukaryota, Viridiplantae, Chlorophyta, Trebouxiophyceae, Chlorellales, Chlorellaceae. The record is from RefSeq and is a predicted model, not a curated record. Gene Ontology annotation, biological process: negative regulation of transcription by RNA polymerase II. The transcript is spliced from 7 exons.
GCGCCCCCACCCAGCGUCAUCAGCCUUUCAGGGCUGCCUCUGGGUCCUCUCUUGACCAGCAGGGCUUGGCGCGAUGAUGCGGUCGAGAGACGACGCUCCCGGCGUUGCAGGGCCGCAAGCCAAGAAGCCUGCUGCCGGGGAGGAGGAACGCAGAGAGAGGCUGACCACCAAUGACGCCCUCUCCUACCUGCGCGAGGUCAAGACCCGCUUCGCCAAUAACCGGAAGGUCUACGACAGCUUCCUGGAGAUCAUGAAGCAGUUCAAGGCGCAGUCGAUUGACACCACGGGCGUGAUUGAGAAGGUCAAGGACCUGUUCAAGGGCCACCCAGAGCUUAUUCUGGGCUUCAACACCUUCCUCCCCAAGGGCUACGAGAUCCGCCUGGAUGACGUGCCCCCCAGCGUACGCUCCUGGGAGCCGCCGUCGAUGCGUGUGCCGGUCGCCGCCCCCAAGCCGCCGGUGGAGUUUGACCAGGCCAUCAGCUACGUCAACAAGAUCAAGAUGCGGUUUGCGAACGACGAGCGCGUGUACAAGGCCUUUUUGGAGAUCCUCAACAUGUACC